AUGAAGACUGUCGGAUGGAUUGCUUUGGGGAUUAGUCCAGCUGGAGGCAUGAAAGGUGCUGAUAUCGCAGUCGGAUGGGUUGACUCUUCUGGUAAAGUUCAUAUUCAAGAUCGAUUUGCAUUCGACAAAUCAAAACCAAUCAUAGACAACACAACUCAAGAUUGGUUUGUUCUUCAAGGACAAGAACAAAAUGGAUGGACAGCCAUUCAAUUCAAACGUUACUUUGAUUCUUGUGACCCAAUGGAUGUUCCUAUAAAAUCUGGCACGAAUAUUCUAAUAUUUGCCUAUGGUCUUGUCGAUCUUGAUUUGUGUCAAUCAAACGUUGAUAUCACGUAUCAUAAUGAUCGGAGAGGUACACGUAUGUUACCACUUCGAUCGUAUUCUGAAUCACCAGCGGAUGAUAUGUUUUCUGGACGAGAUUUCUUCGAUUUCCGUUUCGACAAUCAUUUGGUACCAUCAGCUGAUACAACGUACUAUUGCAAAGAUGUACUCAAUGAUGACCAUCUACCAGAUGGCAUAUGUGAUGAUAUUCUCACUGAAACGAGAAUCUGUUCGUCACGUUUAGCUACUGCUUGGUCAAUCGGUGCUGAUGUGACUACAGUAUAUCCGGAAGAAGCUGGUUAUCCUAUCACUACUGGUGUCGGUACUAAGUAUUUUAUGAUUAAAAUGCACUAUGACAAUCCACGACUAACUUCAAAUCUUCGAGACAGUUCAGGGAUUCGAUUUUAUCUUGGUGAUGAACUUCGACAAUAUGAUAUUGGUUACGUCUUAUUUGGAACCCUGUCUAGUCCAGCAGCUCUUGCUAUUCCACCGAAAACGGAACAACCAAUAGGCAACAUCAAACUGCAGGAAUGGCUUCUUAAUCUUGUAUGGACACCUCAAGCAGUUACUCAAUGGCAAGAGUUCUACAACAAAGCUCAACGUUUUAUUCUCUAUGAUCGAGAAGGCCAAUUCACAAAUAAAGUUUUACUCACCAUCCCGAAAUAUAAAGAUCUUACAGCUUAG
Molecule: messenger RNA, 1005 nt
Organism: Rotaria sp. Silwood1
Lineage: Eukaryota; Metazoa; Rotifera; Eurotatoria; Philodinida; Philodinidae
Source: the annotation of a GenBank genome assembly